This is a messenger RNA of Sphenostylis stenocarpa, 423 nucleotides long. The record is from the annotation of a GenBank genome assembly. Lineage: Eukaryota; Viridiplantae; Streptophyta; Magnoliopsida; Fabales; Fabaceae.
AUGAAGCCUUCUUUUGCAGUCUCUCUUCUGAUUCUGUCACUUCUCCUUGCACAAACUCAAGGGAUUCGUCUGGGGAAAGUGUCUGUACCAGCUCAGCAACAGAAACAACAAGAUGGAGAAAGUACUUUGCUGAAAAGAAGUAAUACUGAUGCUGAGGAAACUGUUCUCUGCAAAGACAAAGAAUGCACAGGAAAGAUAAAGAAUAGGAAACUGGUUACCACUUCAGUUUCUACAACCCAGUCCCUCUCAAAGAAUGUGGAAGAAUCCAAGACUGAACACUUGGUGAAUGCCAAUACUAAAAAUGUGAAUACAUUGAGCUCUUGGAAGCACAAAGAUAUUCCUGAGGAACACUACCAUGACCUUGUAGAGAUGACUGAUAUGGACUAUUCUUCAGCAAAGAGAAAGCCUCCCAUACACAACUGA